Molecule: messenger RNA, 936 nt
Organism: Cynara cardunculus var. scolymus (artichoke)
Lineage: Eukaryota; Viridiplantae; Streptophyta; Magnoliopsida; Asterales; Asteraceae
Product: 14-3-3-like protein GF14 iota
Exons: 7
Coding region: 1-783 (260 amino acids)
Biological process (GO): signal transduction
Cellular component (GO): cytoplasm
Source: RefSeq, a predicted model, not a curated record
AUGUCGACUGACAAAGCCAGAGAAACUCAUGUUUACACCGCGAAGUUAUCCGAACAAGCGGAACGUUACGAAGAGAUGGUUGAAAGUAUGAAAAGUGUUGCAAAACUUGAUGUUGACCUUACUGUUGAAGAACGAAACCUACUUUCAGUAGGGUAUAAGAAUGUCAUUGGUGCAAGGAGGGCCUCUUGGCGUAUUAUGUCGUCAAUUGAGCAAAAGGAGGAAUCAAAAGGAAAUGAGAACUAUGUCAAUCUAAUCAAAGGAUACCGCCGGAAGGUUGAAGAGGAGCUUGCUAAGAUUUGCAACGACAUUCUCACAAUCAUAGAUAAGCAUCUUUUACCUUCUUCAGGAUCAGGAGAAGCUACUGUUUUCUACCACAAGAUGAAAGGUGACUACUACAGGUACCUUGCGGAGUUCAAGACAGAUGAGGAUAGAAAGGAAGCCGCUGACCAAUCAUUGAAGGGAUAUGAGGCUGCUUCUGCGGGUGCCAGUACAGAACUCCCUUCGACGCACCCAAUCCGUCUUGGUCUGGCUCUCAACUUCUCAGUUUUUUACUAUGAAAUUAUGAACUCUCCUGAGAGGGCCUGCCAUUUGGCUAAACAAGCUUUUGAUGAGGCAAUUGCUGAGUUGGACACCUUGAGCGAAGAAUCAUACAAAGACAGCACCUUGAUCAUGCAGCUACUGCGAGACAACCUCACGCUCUGGACCUCUGAUUUGCCCGAGGAAGGAGGUGAUGAUAAGUUAAAAAAUGAAGAAGGCAAAGCAGCUGAACAAGAGAAGCAGUAAUGGAGGGAAACAAAAGAUUCAGGAUCUUUUCUUUUAGGAAAAAGACCAUCUUUAAUUAAUUAUCCAGAUUCUGGUUUUUUGUUCAUCUUGACAGUUUCUACUUCUAACCCCCUGGGCUUUUGUUGUAUCAAAUUGGAACUUUUAUCCUUGAAU